Closterium sp. Naga37s-1 is the source of this 2055-nucleotide messenger RNA. Lineage: Eukaryota; Viridiplantae; Streptophyta; Zygnematophyceae; Desmidiales; Closteriaceae. The record is from the annotation of a GenBank genome assembly.
AUGGGAGCUUGUGCAGAGCCAGGGCCGUUGGAGCGCGACAGUAGAUGUUCGUCCACGCUAAGCCCGCCUUUCCUUAGGUCGCAGCCUCACUCCCACCACUCCUCCAGACACAGCAGCGCCCACCCGCUCACCGCGUCGUCUCACUUCGCGUCGCCGUAUGCGUCCGUGCUCUGCGCCAUCUCGCUUAGCCCCACCGCCUCGUGGCCGCGCCUCACCAUGCGCAACUUCGGACUGCCGCGCCUGUGGCUGCUGCUAACCGUCUUCACCGUCGCGUCGCUCGGGUUCGUCGCCGUCCGGUUGCACCCUACGAAGCCGAGAGUAGCGGCGGUUCCAGCGAGGGCCGCGAGAGUGAUGUUGGAUCAGACUCGCGAGGGCGUGUGCGGCAACCAAAUACGAGACCUUGGCCGCAGCAAUGCUUUGUCGUUUGUGACGCGCUUUUCGGUUCGCGCGGCUCUCGUGUUGCUUCCCCUGCGCCUCUCCUCUUUUUCCCAAUUUGCUCCGUUGUUCCGCCCCUCUCCCCAUCCCCGCGCGUCCGUCGUCGUCAGAACGCUCAAGGAGGUGCUUGACGGAGCAUUAACGGCCGCCGGCGGCGAUCCGUCAGCAGCGGCGGCGCUAGCGGCGGCGUUGGAAGAGGAGUACGGCGGGCCCAGCGGGCUGCCCGACCCGGAUCGCCCGUUCCCCGAGGCGCCGCAGCAGAUGACGGCGGGGGCAGAGGAUGGCGGCGACGGCAAGUCGGCCGCCGAGAACGUGGUGGAGGCGUCGGCGGCGUCGUCGCUGUCGCGCACGGUGAUCGUGACGGCGCUGUCGGAGGCGUGGGCGCCCAUGAUGCGCUUCUUCCUCGACCGCCUCCGCCUCGUCGAACAGCAGGGGCGCGCGGAGGGGGAGGCGGAAGCGGAGGGGGGGCUGAACCGGCUGGUGGAUCGGCUGGUGGUGGUGGCGUACGACGACGCGAGCUUCGACGAGUGCUGCUCGCUGGGGCUGCACUGCUACUUCGACUGGCAGGACGACGCGGAGGAGAAGGAGGACUUCAGCGGCGACCAGAAGCACUUCAUGACGCCCGCCUACAUCCACCUCGUGUGGCGCAAGGUGCACGUGGUGCGCAGCAUGCUGGCGCUGGGCUACGACGUGGUCUUCACGGACAACGACAUUCUCUGGCUGCGCAACCCGCUGCCGCAGCUGCUGCUCGCGGCGCCCGAGGACAUGCACAUGAGCGUCGACUGGUGGAACGCCGACUCGCGCAAGGUGAUGGGCAACGGCGGCUUCUACGCGGCGCGCAGCAACACGCGCAUGCUCAAGUUCUUCGACGACUGGAUCGCCUGGCACAAGCGGCUACCGAAGCACCGCAUUCAGCAAAUCUUCGACUGGAUCCGCCCCGAGGCCAACCCCUUCACGCGCACCGCCACGCCGCUCACCGUGCGCUACCUGCCGACGGCGCACUUCGGCGGGUUCUGCGAGAUGGGCGCGCGGAUGGCGGAGCUGGUGACGGUGCACGCCACGUGCUGCUUCGGACUCGACUCCAAGCUGCGCGUGCUGCGCAAGGUCGCGGCGGACUGGGACUGGAUGCGCGCGCUGCCCCACGACGUGGGCGAGGGCCUGGAGGAGCACGGGUUCGCGUGGCAGAGACGCUCGCAGCCUCCUCUCGAGACUGCCGGCAGCCCCCCCUGCCGCCCCAUGCCCUCUGCAGCAUCUUUCCGCUGCCGUCCCUGCAUGCACGGGGGGUUGGGAGCCGCUCUGCGGGGCAGCAGCGCAUCUGCAGGUGAAGGUGGUGUGGCGGGCAGCAGAGCAGCAGGCACGGGGUGGGCCAUGGGGCAUGGCUUAGGGCUGAGGGCGUGCGCACACGCUGGUGCAGCAGGGCGCAGGUGGGGUGCAGCAGAGCGGUGUGGGGAAGACAAGGCGUGUGCUUGUGUGGCGAGGCGACUGGCAUGCGAUGGUGUUGGAGAAGGCGAGUCCACAGUGUGCGCCUCAACUGGUGCUGCACAAUGCAGCGCCUCUGACCACGGCACUCCUUCACCUUCCUGCAUGCCAAAGGCAGCCGCGGCACUCUGGCUGCUGUAG